AUGGCCACGCUCGCACCGCGACAGUGUAGCACACCCCUCAAUCCUACCAUCACCAAGAGGAAAACACCAUGGAGUAAUCUACUUGUCGGUGCCUUUAUGGGAGUCUUCCAAGUAUCGACACUCGGUCAGCCUAUGGAAGUUGUAAAGACUCAUGUUGCCGCUAAUAGAAGUGAUACACUGAGAGAUGCCUUGACAAAGACAGCGGCGAGAGGCGGAUGGAGGGGUUUUUACCAAGGCUUGAUUCCCUGGGCCUGGGUAGAAGCCUCUACUAAAGGUGCCAUCUUAAUAUUGUCGUCCUCAGAGGUUGAGUAUUACUCGAGAGCUCAUUGGGGCAUCUCAAAGCCGGCAGCCGGAGUUCUAGGUGGUAUUGCAGGAGGUGCCGCGCAAGCCUAUCUAUCCAUGGGUGAAAAGGUUCCCGGCACCCUGGCUACUUUCACCAACAUCGUGCGGACCAAGGGUAUUCGGGGUGUGUACAAAGGUGUCAACGCCGUGGCCCUCCGUCAAAUAACCGGCUGGUCGUCGCGUAUCGGUAUAUCAAGGUUGGCCGACGGGUGGAUCAGGAAACUUGUUGACAAGCCUGAGGACCAGAAAUUGACUGCAAGUGAGAAGAUCUUGGCAUCUACUGUCGGUGGCGCAUUGAGCUGCUGGAAUCAACCCUUCGAGGUUCUCCGUGUCGAGAUGCAGUCUCUCAAGGUAGACCCCGCAAGACCAGCUUCUCCGACAAUGUGGUCAGCCUUUAAGCAUAUCUACCACACCUCCGGACCCUUGGGCUUCUUCCGCGGUGUGGUGCCACGGCUGGGCGUGGCUGUUUGGUCAACUAUCUGCAUGGUUGGCCUCGGCGAUAUGCUGAAGGAGGAAGUAACGAGAAGGACAACGCUAACCAUGUAA
This is a messenger RNA of Scedosporium apiospermum, 888 nucleotides long. RefSeq lists its product as uncharacterized. Lineage: Eukaryota; Fungi; Ascomycota; Sordariomycetes; Microascales; Microascaceae. Bases 1 to 888 code for a protein of 295 amino acids. Gene Ontology annotation, biological process: mitochondrial citrate transmembrane transport; alpha-ketoglutarate transport. The transcript has 6 exons. Gene Ontology annotation, molecular function: tricarboxylate secondary active transmembrane transporter activity. Gene Ontology annotation, cellular component: mitochondrion. The record is from RefSeq and is a predicted model, not a curated record.